Ostrea edulis (European flat oyster) is the source of this 2629-nucleotide messenger RNA. Its product is annotated as sodium-dependent phosphate transport protein 2B-like. Gene Ontology annotation, biological process: sodium-dependent phosphate transport. NCBI's taxonomy places the organism in Eukaryota, Metazoa, Mollusca, Bivalvia, Ostreida, Ostreidae. The record is from RefSeq and is a predicted model, not a curated record. Bases 509 to 2266 code for a protein of 585 amino acids. Gene Ontology annotation, cellular component: membrane. Gene Ontology annotation, molecular function: sodium:phosphate symporter activity. The transcript is spliced from 10 exons.
CGGGUUUUCCCCCCUGUCGUUUAAAAUUAAUGACGGGUAUGGAUGUCACCUUUAUUGUAAACGACAGUAAUUAAUUAAUCAUCCAAUUCUUUUAUUCGGUAGCAGAUUAACUGUAAUCUGGAUAUACCGAUAAUUGUAAUGUGUAAUCUUUAUAUUCAUCGGACCUGCCAUGCUAUACUCAUGCCAUAUCUACAUGAAGCAUAUUCCUCUGUUCACCUUGCCCCAGUCCAUUGUUCAAUACCUAUGACAUCAGUAUGGGGUAACAGGCUUACAAGAUUAUCGCACCCGGUCAUGUUCUUUAUUUGGGUGUCAACCUAAGAAUCAUUCACGUGGUCUAUCACAAGUGAACAUAUCCAUGCCAUUGAACAACUAAUGUUUACCUGAGGAAUUUAUGUCCCGCCUCUUUGUGUCAAUCUCUGUAUGACAUCCAUAAAAAGGCGAAUUUUCCCACAAAACAUCGUCAUCUGGAAUAAAUCCUUUGAUCAUCAGUACUUACUACCCAAGAAAAAUGUCUGCAAAUGAUGGAUCUCCCCCACCCUACACAGAAAAACCGAAAGGAAUUGACAACGUCGGAUUUGACAACAAAGAUGAAAAGCUGGAUAUGACCCCUGUAGAGAAGGAAGACCCAUGGGCGUUACCUGAACUCAAGGAUACUGGAACACCUUGGAACGAAUUGAGCGAUGGUCAAAAGGUGUUCCGAGUAGUUUGGACAAUCGUUCGAGUUCUACUGUUCCUUUCGAGUUUGUAUGUCUUCUUCUGCUCGCUGGAUUUCCUGAGUUCCGCCUUCAAACUUCUUGGAGGUAAAGCCGCCGGGGAGGUGUUCCGUAAUAACGAACUCCUUAGUAACCCCGUGUGUGGCGUCAUGAUCGGUGUCCUGGCCACAGUCCUGGUACAGAGCUCCUCCACUAGCACCUCAAUAGUCGUCAGCAUGGUGGCAGCCGACAUUUUGGACGUAAAGAGAGCAAUACCAAUUGUGAUGGGCGCUAACAUCGGAACAUCAGUAACCAACACAUUGGUGUCCAUUGGCCAGAUCACGAAUGUUUCGGACUUCAGGCGGGCCUUUGCCGGAGCCACUGUCCACGACAUGUUUAACUGGCUCGCUGUCAUUGUUCUUCUUCCCUUGGAAGUCGCUUCAGGUUAUCUGUUUGAGCUGAGUGGUAGAAUCGUAGGAAGCAUGCAUCUAAAAACAUACGAAGACGCCAAUAAAGACUUGCUCAAAGCCAUCACGAAACCAUUCACUAAACUGAUCGUUGAAGUUGAUUCCAAAAAGAUUAACAAAUUUGUUACUGACGACAAAAAUCACGACACCCUUUUGAAGAUAUGCUGCAAGUCUGAAACUUUAACCAAAUUGAACUCCACUGGUCAUGUGAUCAAGGAAAAAAUCUGCUUGAAGAAUUGUACACAUCUGUUUAUGAAUACUGACCUCUCAGACGCAGCGGCAGGAAGCAUUAUGCUGGUCGUUUCUCUCGUUCUCCUCUGUCUUUGCCUGUUUGGUAUUGUAAAGAUUCUGAAUUCUCUUCUGAAAGGAAAUAUCCGUAAAAUCAUCAAGAAAUUCGUUAACUAUGAAUUUCCUGGGAAAGCCUCUUACUUCACUGGAUACAUCGCCAUUUUGAUCGGCACCGGCCUUACCAUUCUGGUGCAGUCCAGUAGUAUUUUUACAUCCACUAUGACACCAUUGGUAGGAGUGGGUGUGAUUGGAUUAGAUAGAAUGUAUCCCUUGACCCUUGGCUCCAACAUCGGCACCACCACUACCGGGAUUUUGGCAGCUUUAGCGACAGAUACUUCCGAUGGAGUAGAACACCUGAGUAAUUCGCUUCAAAUAGCAAUAUGUCACUUGUUUUUUAAUUUGAGUGGCAUUCUCCUAUUUUAUCCACUGCCCUUUAUGCGAUUUCCGAUUUCCAUGGCCAAAUUCCUCGGCAAUACUACCGCCAAAUAUCGCUGGUUUGCCAUUAUGUACUUAAUUCUGAUGUUUUUCAUAUUUCCUCUGUCGGUAUUCGGAAUCUCCUUGGCCGGAAUCGAAGUUUUGGCGGGAGUAGGCAUACCAAUUAUUUGUUUAUUAAUCGUAAUUGGCAUCAUCAAAGUGUUACAGAAGAAAAAACCCAAAUUCCUUCCAAGGAAACUCCAGAAUUGGAAAUUUCUCCCAGAAUGCUUGCGGUCUCUUGCACCACUUGACAGACUUUUCAGCAAAAUGUGUGGUUGCUGUAAAAUGUGCAAAAACGAAGAUACCAGCACGGAUGUGGAGAAACAGAUUGACACCAAAUUGUAAUAUUAAGAUUUUUACCAUCCCUUUCAUAACGACUGAAUCGAUGCUUUUUCUGCACACUUAACAACAAAAUGGCAAAUAAGAUACUGAUAUAGUUUGAUUAAGACUAAAGAGUAGCAAAUAUUUAAGUAUGUGUUCAUCGCUAUUGAUCUGUUCAAAUCCAGAGAGAGAGAGAGAGAGAGAGAGAGAGAGAGAGAGAGAAUUUCAUUCAUAUGAAACAUCUUUGUUUUUUCAAUGAAACUGUGAUAAUAUUUUCAUAACAAGGAACAACAUGUUUUAUGCACCAUAUUGUUAUACCAUUUUAAAAUGUAUGUACUUAUGUACGAAAUAUUUUUACAUUAAAAUGACGUUGUUUUUUUUACCAUG